Anolis sagrei ordinatus is the source of this 2900-nucleotide messenger RNA. The record is from RefSeq and is a predicted model, not a curated record. NCBI's taxonomy places the organism in Eukaryota, Metazoa, Chordata, Lepidosauria, Squamata, Anolidae.
GAGAGAGAGAGAGAGCUGUGGCCGUCCCUGAAGCCUGAGUCGGGGGCAGGAUGGACGCAGCUACUCUCACAUAUGAUACACUCAGGUUUGAGUAUGAAGACUUUCCAGAGACCAAAGAACCAGUUUGGAUCUUGGGGAGAAAAUACAGUGUAUUAACAGAAAAAGAAGAGAUUUUGUUGGAUGUGACUUCUCGCCUCUGGUUCACAUACAGAAAAAACUUCCCAGCAAUUGGGGGAACAGGCCCUACCUCUGACACUGGUUGGGGCUGCAUGUUAAGGUGCGGCCAGAUGAUCUUUGCGCAGGCCUUGAUCUGCAGACACUUAGGCAGAGAUUGGAGGUGGUCGAAAGGGAAGAAACAAACAGACAGCUAUUACAAUGUCCUUAAUGCCUUCAUUGACAAAAAAGACAGCUACUACUCAAUUCACCAAAUAGCCCAGAUGGGAGUUGGAGAGGGGAAAUCCAUAGGCCAGUGGUAUGGACCAAAUACAGUUGCACAAGUACUCAGAAAACUUGCCAGUUUUGAUACAUGGAGCUCCUUGGCAGUGCACAUAGCCAUGGACAAUACUGUUGUGAUGGAGGAGAUAAGGAGGUUGUGUAAACCCAGCUGUCCAUGUCCUGGAGCUUCAGCAUUUCCUGCUGCAGAGCCAGACUUCCUUUCCAAUGGGUAUCCAGAGGGAGCAGAAUGUACAGACAGGCUAUUGCUCUGGAAACCUUUAGUGCUGCUGAUACCACUUCGCCUUGGGCUCACAGAUAUCAACGAAGCCUAUAUUGAAACACUGAAGCAUUGUUUUAUGAUGCCUCAGUCUUUAGGAGUCAUUGGAGGAAAACCUAAUAGUGCUCAUUAUUUCAUUGGAUAUGUAGGUGAAGAGCUAAUCUAUCUCGACCCACACACCACUCAACCUGCAGUGGAGCCCAUGGACAGUUGUUACAUCCCUGAUGAGAGUUUCCACUGCCAGCAUCCGCCCUGCAGAAUGAGCAUUGCAGAGCUUGAUCCUUCCAUUGCAGUGGGCUUCUUUUGCAACAAUGAGGAAGACUUCAAUGACUGGUGUCAACGAAUAAAAAAGUUGUCAUUAAUUAGAGGAGCCCUGCCAAUGUUUGAACUAGUAGAACAUCAGCCUUCACAUUUCUCUAGCCCUGAUGUUUUGAAUCUCACUCCAGACUCUUCUGAUGCUGACAGGCUGGAAAGAUUCUUUGAUUCAGAAGAUGAAGAUUUUGAAAUCCUAUCUCUUUAAGAGACACAUAAGAAGCCAACUCUGCCGAUGUGUGUUGUGGCGGGAGGGGAGCUUUUCGGAGAGCCUGGGGCUCCCCACCAGCUUACAUAGGUGCUUGUUGACAUCCCUGCCUCCCAUCCAACUGUGUUCAGUGCAGCCCUGGAGCAGAGUAGAUUUUCUGCAGCGGGAUCAAGAAACAGGUCAUCAUUAAGGCCUUAAUAGCUUUAGUCAGGCUUUUUCAGCAUAAGAGUACCUGCAGGAAAGGGAUGCCGUGUUCCUAUGAGCUGAAGAUUAUUUUUUUUAUGUUAGUGGCCCAAAGGCUCAGAAAAAAAUAGUAAAAGCCCUUUAAGGUGCUUGGGUCUUACAAUGUAUCUGUUAGGGAGAACUUAAUCUUGUUUCCCUGCAACACCCCUCCCCUCCCCCAAAUAGUUUGGAGUGGAAAGCACCAUAAAAUAAGGCAGGCAUCUAUCUAAUAGUUGUCUCUUUAGCCCAGUGUAUGUCAAGUGUCACCUUGGGAUACAAGCUCCAACAAGUUGGAAUACAAUACAGAUUGGUAUACGUGCUUUAGGUCAUCUCCCAUGAUAGCGCUUCCACACACGUUACUCCUCUUGAGUUACAAAAUUGUCUUUUAAGAACACUCACGUCUGCUCUGUUGUGUCAUUGAAGAAAUUGCAGUAGCACAUCAUGCACCACAAAUGUAACUGCACAGGACAGUAUGAAUCUGACAAGCUUUCAACAGUUAGAACUAGAUGAUGUUCCCACUGAAGAGUUCAGCAGCAGUUGCAUUAGGAUGAAAGGAAAGGUUAGCCAGGGCUUGACUUUGUUAGUCUUUAUUUGUUGGUUAUUUUUCUAAUCCAUAUUACGAAUAUGGUGGCUGCUAUUUAAUAUAUGAUGCUGCUGGCAUAUGAAACCUGCCAGCUUGCUUGAACUGAAAGUAUCUUAAUCCGCCCUUUUAUGUCAUUUCUCUGCAUUUAGACUUUGAUCAUGAAAUCUGAAGCUAGUUUUGCUUUAACACAAAACUUACUAUUUUAAUAUCCUGGCUUGCUAAAAUGCCAGGAAGAAUACCCUUUAGUUCAUCACACAAAGCUAUGCUUCUGUUAUGUGAUGUUUGCUUAUUCAUUUUUCAGUUCAAUUGUUUUUAAUAAGAGGCUCUAAAGGAGCACACAUCAGACUGGCUGCCAAGAAAGGUUAAUUAGUGGAUUACCUAGGCUGCAAAACAUGGUGGCUAUACUCCAAAAUAACAGAAUUCCUUUGUGUAGAAGAGGUGGAAAUGGCUGGAAAGGAUCCACCACUUCACCCCAGUGUUAUCUAUCUUUUUGCAAAUCUUUGGCACCAUUGAUGGAUGCUGCAGGUGGCAAAUAUGUUUACAAAGCAUUCUUUUCUGUAUUAUCACUUAUCAGCAGCAUUCUCAGCCUAAAAAGUGGUAGUACAAUCAUCUGUAAAAUUACUGCAUAGAAGAGUAACUAUCCUACAAAGAGUAGGUUGUAGGUCUGGUUGUCCCUAAAACAGCCAGAAAACAGAACGUCUGAACCAUGAUGCUUAUCUUUCAUUGUAAUAACUUGCUGUUUUUCUCUGCUGCUUCUCCUCUUGAUUGUAGACCUUUUGAGGGAGAGGAGAUAGAAGAAGUGGGGCUGUGCUCCAUCCAUUGCUUUCAAUUUGUAUAUGAAUAAAACCAAUUAAAAAGAGAAA